Molecule: messenger RNA, 378 nt
Organism: Protopolystoma xenopodis
Lineage: Eukaryota; Metazoa; Platyhelminthes; Monogenea; Polystomatidea; Polystomatidae
Source: the annotation of a GenBank genome assembly
AUGCCUACUUUGCGUAAUCAGUUGAGUCUCGGUUGUCUGGCCGGCAGAGUUAGAGGAUUCAUACAGAUCCGAGCUGCCGCACGCAAGCGAACACCACGUGCAGAUAAACAGUUUUUUUCGAAUCGGCUAAUUGGAGUGAUACAAUUGUCGAGAACGUCGGCCAACAUAAAGUGCAACGUGGUUCAAAGCAUGCUUUUUGCCUUUAAACUAACGACACACAAUUCAGGCACGGCAACAGCAGCAGGCAUCUACCGAAAAGCUACAGUUGCCUUUGUUGCUAAAGCAAAUGAGAGAGGGCGAACGAUGUCCGACCGUCCUCCUGUCAGCGAGGCUAGAAGGAACGGCAUUGGUGGGUUGAGUUGGCCAAAGGCCGUUUGA